AUGUUGGCUGUCUUUAUUCUCGUUUCUUCCCGGCUUCCAUUUUGCUCUCAUACAGUCUUUCUUUCUUUCUUUCUUUCUUUCUUUCUUUCUUUAUACUCUCAUACUUUUCUAUCUUUCUUUUCCUUACUCCCAUAUUUCCUUUCUUUCUUUUUUUCUACUUUCAUAGUUUUCUAUCUUUCUUUCUUUUUCUUGUUCUCAUACAGUCUUUCUUUCUUUCUUUCUUUCGUGUACUACAUUUCUUUUUACUUUUUCUUUCUUUUUUCUUUUCACCUUUCUUUCUUUCUUCCUUUCUUUCUUAGAAAAAACCUUUCUUUUUCCUUUUUUAUUUCUUUCUUCCAGCAAAGACUUCUUUUCUUUCUGUCUUUCUUCUUUUACUUUCACUCUUUUUCUUCGGCAAUUUUUCUGCUACUUUUUUACCACUUUGAUCUCCCUUUCCUUUCUUUCGCUGUUUUUCCUUCCUCCCUCCCUUCCUUCCUUCCUCUCUUCCAUCCUCCCUUACUCCCUCCAUUCCUUCCUUCUUUCCUUCUCUUCCUUCACUCUAUCCUUCCUUCCUUCCUUCCUUCCUUCCUUCCUUCCUUCCUUCCUUCCUUCCUUCCUUAUCUUUCCUUCCUUCCUUCCUUCCUUCCUUCUAUCCCUUCCUCACUUCCUUCCUUCCUUCCUUCCAUCCCUUCCUUCCUUCCUUCCUUCCUUCCUUCCUUCCUUCCUUCCUUCCUCACUCCCUCCCUUCCCUCCAUCCCUUUCUUCACUCUAUCUUUCCUUCCUCCCUUCCCUCCAUCCCUUCCUUCACUCUAUCUUUCCUUCCUCCCUUCCCUCCAUCCCUUCCUUCACUCUAUCUUUCCUUCCUUCCUUCCCUCCAUCCCUGCCUUCACUCUAUCCUUCCUUCCUUCCUCCUUCCUUCCUUCCUUCCUUCCUCACUCCCUCCCUUCCUUCUUUCCUCCCUUCCCUCCAUCCGUUCCUUCUAUCUUUCCUUCCUUCCUUCCCUCCAUCCUUCCUUCACUCUAUCCUUCCUUCCUUCCUUCCUUCCUUCCCUCCAUCCCUUCCUUCCUUCCUUCCUUCCUUCCUUCCUUCCUUCCUUCCCUUCCUUCCUUCCUUCCUCCCUUCCCUCCAUCCCUUCCGUCACUCUAUCUUUCCUUCCUCCCUUCCCGCCAUCCCGUCCUUCACUCUAUCGUUCCUUCCUUUCUUCCUUCUUUCUUUCCUUCCUUCCCUCCAUCCCUUCUUUCUUUCCUUCCUUCCUCCCUUCCCUCCAUCCCUUCCUUCCUUCCAUCCCUUCCUUCACUCUAUCUUUUCUUCCUCCCUUCCCGCCAUCCCGUCCUUCACUUUAUCCUUCCUUACUUCCUUUCUUCCUUCUUUCCUUCCUUCCUUCCUUGCAGCCAGUGCUUCAACCAAUCCCCCCCUGGAUAG
Messenger RNA from Acanthosepion pharaonis, 1401 nucleotides. The record is from the annotation of a GenBank genome assembly. Lineage: Eukaryota; Metazoa; Mollusca; Cephalopoda; Sepiida; Sepiidae.